This is a messenger RNA of Ostreobium quekettii, 1062 nucleotides long. NCBI's taxonomy places the organism in Eukaryota, Viridiplantae, Chlorophyta, Ulvophyceae, Bryopsidales, Ostreobiaceae. The record is from the annotation of a GenBank genome assembly.
AUGGCCAUCCGCUUGGAGCCCCAGAACACAAAUCUGGGCACCAUCGUUGUGGGAUACGAUAUCAGAAAGAAGGCCAACCUUGUAAAUCAAAGCGACGGUAUUCUGAGGUACAGUCUCAUGUGUUGGGAAAGCGGGAGCCACGUUCAGGUCAAUGCCAUGGUACAAACGGGAGAAGACGACUCGCCACACGAUUCUGCGGUGACGCUGGAGCAGGGCUCAGAUGAUGUCAUCAUCUCUGUAGACGAGCCAGAGGGGACAAUUUCUUCUAGACUAACUGACGCAUUCUGCGAUGGGUGGUCCAAACCAUUCCUGUGGGACAUGAUGAGCGCCGAAGGCAUCAACACAGAGGCGGCAUCUGUCGUGAGUGAUAUCGAGAAGAGAAUGGAACAGCUUGAAGUGGAGGGAAAAGUCACCAAUGACGAGGUUCUGAAGGCGUUGGACCCCUUCUGCAUGGACUUUGGUGUGUCCGCGAUUGGGAGCGCGCCAGUGGCUGUGCACUUUGAGCUGUCCAAUCCCGGGAAUAUUCCGGCCGUCUGGGAGCUCCACAGCCACGACCAGCCGGACGUCGAGAUGGAGCGAUGGGUGGAUCCAGGACGACCGAGGAAUGAGCAAGAGAAAUUGAGGGAUUUCAUCGUUGAAAAUAGAAUUUUUCAGAUAGAUCCCAGGAGCGGAGAUCUCAUGCCGGGAGAUCGUGUUCAUAUCAAGACGAUAUACACCCCCUUGGCGGAAGGGACCCAUAGCCUCCCGAUUCUCCUUCGAGUUAGAGACGGGAAGCGGAUUCGGCUUCAGCUGGAGGGUCGAACGGUGCCGCCUGACACCAUGCACCUGGCUCUGACACCUGCCACGAGAUCGUUCGACCUGCGGCCAGUUCCGCUUGGGUGCCUCCAGCCUCCCCGCCAGAUGUACUGCCUGCACAAUGGAGGACCAGGCGUGCUUAAAUACGAGCUCGAUCUCACGAAUCUUGAGAAGCUCACCCGCGAGAACUACUCCUUCGAGGUGUUGCGCUUUGAGGGGCGCAGUUCAGCGCAGGAGAAAUCCCUGUGGGUGGAGUUCAGCCUGUGA